This is a messenger RNA of Humulus lupulus (European hop), 4326 nucleotides long. RefSeq lists its product as uncharacterized. The transcript has 8 exons. Gene Ontology annotation, molecular function: nucleic acid binding; ubiquitin binding. Lineage: Eukaryota; Viridiplantae; Streptophyta; Magnoliopsida; Rosales; Cannabaceae. The record is from RefSeq and is a predicted model, not a curated record. Bases 165 to 4109 code for a protein of 1314 amino acids.
CGUUCGGGCAUUGUAGUGAUUUGGUGCUUGAUGUCUAGACCCAGCACAACCUUAGAUUUCAUAACCUACGCCACGCGCAUCGAGUUGUAAGCGAAGACCAGGUGUCCAAGUCCUUGCACUUGUACUGAGACCGAUAGGGAAUUAUAGGGCGAGGUACGGUGGCCAUGGCCUCUGCGGAGCAGCCUCUAAAGAAGCGGAAGCUGUACGAAACACAAUCCGAACAAAGUUCUGACCCUCCAACAACCCUAGCACAGACUCUGAAAGACGUUGUUCCACCGCUGUCCCAGGAGGAAAUUCUGAAGAAGCGGAGGAACAAGGAGGAGAUUCGAAAUGUGUACGAGUGCUACAAACGGAUUAGGUUUUGCCUUUCGCAGAAGGAAUCUCAUGUUCUCGGUCAUGACAUUGAACAAGCUUAUCUCUCUCUCAUUUCUGCUUCUAGAGGUUGUACAAGUGCGCAACGUAUUGUAGCUGAUCUUAUACCUCGAUAUGCAUCAUACUGUCCAACUGCCCUUGAAGCUGCUGCUAAAGUUAUUGUCAAUAUGUAUAGUUGGAGCUUGGCAAGGAUAAGUAGAGGAGAGGACAAUGAUGGUGUUGCAUCUCAGAUAACUAGAUCGUGUAUUCUUGGUCUCUCUGAUAUUUGUUGCAUAGCUUGUUCAGAAGCACCGACGUCGUCUGUCAUCCAGGGCAUUUGCUCUGCUGUUUUGCAAAAUGUGCUCAUCUUCUUCAUAUCCUCCUUUGAGGGAAAGGAUAUAUUUCAGCUUUUUGGAAAAGAAAUAAUAGAAGUAAAAGAUUCUACUGAGAAUUUUAAUGAGCUUAAGCACAAAAAUUCAAAUGAGAAUGAAUCUUCACUGGUAGCACUAUUUAAGUUACGCGUUCUUAGUCUAUUUAGGAUCUUCUUUCGUUAUCCAAAAAAUUUGCUUGCUGCUUGUUUUGAUUUGUUUAGUUCUACUGGAUCAGAAGGAGUUCAAAACGGACUCUAUUUCUUGAAUCAGCUGACGAGCAAGCUUGAUCUUAGUGGGGCCUAUCAACUGGAGAAAAAUAGUAAUGAACAUAAGCCAAGUAAAUAUUCAAUUGAAACAAGCUCCAGAGGCGAUGAUGUUAUUUCCAAGGAUCUUGUGUCAGAUGGCAAAAAUGUUUCUCCAAAUGCAUCACUACUUUCAGACAGCUGCUUCUUGGCACUGGUACUUGUUGAAGAUUCAUCCCUCCGAAGAUGCCUGCUCUCAAAGUAUAAGAAGCUAUGUAAAAUGUCAUCUUCCGAAACCUUAUCAGAUAUUAAAUAUCUCAUGGAAGGUAUCAUUGAAUCAUUUGUUAAAAGAGCAGUUACAGAUGACAAUCAAGCAGAUAGUGAUGUUGAUGAUUCUGAUUCAUCUAAAUCCAUCAACCGAUCAUACAUGGUGCCUAGUAUCUCUAAUCAACAUGAAAAUUUUGGUGAACUAUCAGGACUAAAAAGGAAUACAAGAAUUUGUGGUGGAUCCCGUGAUGAACAUGUUACUGAAAAAGUAUCAGGCCAAUUUUUGAAUCCUCGAGGUGAACCAGCUGUCCAUUUGAAAUCUAGUAAUCAAGAUAGUGGUGGCAUAAGACCCAUGGACUUUGGGAACGGAGAGCAUGGAGACAUCAUGCACACUCGGUCUUCUAUACCCAGGGACUUAAUGAACCACCAGAUGCUUUCACCUAUCACAAGAACCCCACAUGACUUUAGGACUAAUUCAUUUGAUUCUAGAAACCAAGUUGUCAACAAUGAUAGGAGUCAAACAACAAAACUGGAUUUUUGGUCACCUACCUUGGGGACUUCUAGUGGAGGUGUAAGUAAUUCGUUUUCAUCUCCUAAUCAUCACAUGUCAGGACUUUACUUUUCCUCUGCUACUCCAAUUGUUUGGUUUUCUGAUGGAGAUCUUGCAGCCAUGGAUGUUUUCUCUGCUUCGAAACAGCUAUGGGUGGGUCUUUUAGGAUCUGACUCUUCUGGAGCUCAUGUAAGAUUUGAGUUGGAGAGGUUUGGCCCCAUCGAACAAUAUUUUUCAUUCCCAGUGAGAGGUUUUUGUGUGGUUGAGUAUAGGAACAUUUUUGACUCCAUAAAGGCUCGGGAUUAUAUGCGUAGACAUUUCCACUGGCAUAUAAAGUUUAUGGAUACUGGGUUGGGUACUAGGGGUGUCAUAAAUGGUGUUGCUGUUGGCUCUAGUUGUCAUGUUUACGUUGGAAAUGUUUCUAGCCAGUGGUCGAAGGAUGAGAUCCUGCAUGAGUCAAGAAAAGUACUUUACAAAGGUCCUAUGGUCACUGAUCUUAAGAAUGAAGGUGCAUUGCUGAUGGAACUUGAAACACCUGAGGAAGCUACUACUGUAAUGACGCAUCUCCGGCAGCAUCGAAAGGAAAGAAGUAACCAGCAGCAACCUUUAAACAGAGGACAACCUAAUGUCACAUCGUCUCAUUUGGAUGGUGCAAUAUCUGUGUCUACGUCUACACAUGUUGAUGUCAAGAACAGCAAUUCUGGAAACAUGUAUAACUAUAAUACAAAUUCAUCACAUGCAAAAGUUGUGCUGGAGAGCCCUGCUGAUAGCUGUAGGGGAAGGACAUCUAAUUUAACUUCCUUGAUGUUGUCAUUACGGUCGAAAUAUAAUGUCAAUCAAAAUUCAAGCCACUUUGACAACCAUGCCUCUGGAAGUUCUCAUGCUACUAUGCAAGAAGAAGACAGGGUACAAUCAAGCACCCUUUGGAUCAAUGUUCCAAAUAUAACUUCUCCAUUCCUUACGGAUGAUGAGAUAAUGGAGCUUUGUAAUAGUGCAAUUACCAAUACAGGAUCUAUAAUAAGGCUAAUGCAGACAAAUUUGCCUAGUGGAUGUGGUUGGUAUGUAGAAUGCAGCAGUGUAGAUGCUGCAGUCACUGUUCUGAAGAAUCUGCGUGGUUGUCCUGGAAUAUUUUUUCAGAUAGAAUUCAGCGAACAGAGAAUGCACCUUCCAACUUCACUUUCAGUAAGACCCGAGGGCCACUCUAUGGAGCUUACAUCCCCCAGAGUAAAAUCUGAGAAUCAUGGGACAGUAUCACAAGGUGGACAUGCAUUUAUAUCUAACAGAGGUAUUUCCGGCUGUAAUGAGAUGCCUGAAGUUGAUGGCAGUGACAUAAACAUGGUAUUGGAUUCAUUACAAGGAGGUAGUCAUGUUGUUUCUGGUGCCUUGGAGCAAAGGUGGAUGUACCCAAAGCCUGACAUCGAGCUGCUUCCUGCAGCAGGGAGUGGUCCAUGUGUUCAUGUAGCAACACAAGGACCACCUGUCCCACCUCCACAAAUUCAUUCAUCUCCAUAUAUGCGGCCUGCUUACCAUCCUCCAAAUAGUGCUUGGGAUUCACGGGGUUUGCAUCAUAAUUUUCCCAUGAACCCGAUUUCACCAGUUGUGGUACCGAGUUGUAGUCAUGGUAAUGCUGUUACGGCUCCUUUUCUACCGGCUUCUGUGACUCCACUGGCUCAAAUACAGGGAAAUCUAGUGCAGCACUUUGAUCAAAUGUACUCGUUGCCCCUGGUGCCACCACCACCCAUAGCAUCCUUGCCACCACCUCCACCAGAGGUGCCACCUCCUUUGCCUCCAUCUCCACCACCUCCACCACCCACUUCUCCACCUCCACCUCCACCUGUUGUGGAAUCAUCACAGGCAGAAAGUCCUGGACAAGGUCCACAGUACCAAUGGCAGGGAACAUUAUGUAAGAGUGGGGUUCAUUAUUGCACGAUUUAUGCACUGAGAGUCAAUUCGGAAGUUUGUAGAUAUUCCAAUGCCUUGUCCGAACCUGCAGAAUGGCCAGUGAAAUUAGAUAUGACAAAACGCACAGACUUUCGGCAUGUGAAGUCUACAUUUACUAGUAGCCCUCCACAUAAAAGGGAAGUUUGUAUGCUUGUUCCAUCUUCUUCCAGCGACCGUAAAGGCUUUCAGGAUUUCGUAACAUACUUGAAGCAGAGAGAAUGCGCUGGGGUGAUUAAAAUUCCGGGUUCAAAAACAAUUUGGGCAAGACUUCUCUUCAUUCUUCCAUACUCACAAGACGUGUGCUCCAUGCUCUCUGUUGCACCUAGUACACCUGAUUGUCUUGUAGCUUUGCUGCUGCCUAAAGAAACAAAUUUUGAGUGGGUUUGAUACUUUGAUAAGCCUUAUUUUACAGUCGCUGGAGUGUUUAGGUCUUAAAAUUGCUUGGUAUACUCCAGCGAAUGUCAAUUUUGACUUUAUUUAUAGAAAGGUUUCACUAAGGUAUAAUGUGUCGCUAGCAGAGUUUUGCAGUAUACAAAAAAUGGAUGAAUCUCAAUGGCAGGAUACUGAUAUGUUUCACUAAAGUACGAACUUGUUUUGUGUGUCA